AUGAGAAUCUAUUAUCUCCUCUUCGUGUUGCCCUUCCUGUUCUUGAUGCCUGUUCCAGGAAAUGGAGGAAUUAUAAGCCUCCUGCAGAAGCAGUUUUGCAGUUUGAGAAGCGGCCGGUGCGCUCUGCUAACCUGCCUUCCAAAGGAGGAGCAAAUCGGCCGAUGCUCUCUCAGCGGCCGAAAGUGCUGCCGAAGAAAGAAAUAAAAAAU
Molecule: messenger RNA, 209 nt
Organism: Lynx canadensis (Canada lynx)
Lineage: Eukaryota; Metazoa; Chordata; Mammalia; Carnivora; Felidae
Product: beta-defensin 103A-like
Exons: 2
Coding region: 1-204 (67 amino acids)
Biological process (GO): defense response to bacterium; cell chemotaxis
Cellular component (GO): extracellular region
Molecular function (GO): chemoattractant activity; CCR6 chemokine receptor binding
Source: RefSeq, a predicted model, not a curated record